GUGAACCAUGAAAUGAAUUAUACUCCAUGCUCUACCACGUGGUUGAGGGACCGUGGUUCCAUUGGAGGCUGUGACGUAAAGAAGCUAAGUUGCAAAUUCUUAAUGGAAGUACCAAAAGAUACAAUUUAUUUGAGGGACUAUGAAACCAACGAAUUAGCCAGUGAUGCCGUUAGAUCAGGAGAAAUUUGGGGAUUUUUAUCGUUUCCUGAAAACUUCUCGGAAAACGUGUACGAACGGGCGGUGGGGGCCAACACGAUAGAAAAUGAGACUCUAUAAGGAUCCUAUGUCAAUGUCGUGAUGGACUAUUCAAAUUUCAUUCUACAUCAAGAAAGAACUUUACGACGCGUUUGAAAGAUUUCUUAAAGGGAUGUUAAUUAAUUGCGGGUUUUAUAAAGAGUUGGCAGAAUCUCCGAUUCGGUAUUUGGAUGGCGUGUAUGGAACUGAUGACACCGGUUUUAAAGAAUUCAUCGCCCCCGGCAUACUUUUAUGUGUGAUCUUCUUCUUUCCGCUGUGCUCGAGUGAAACUGCUUACAUUUGGGAUAAGAAGCAGGGAACUUUGGAGAGAAGUAUGGUUGCAGGAGUGCAAAGCUGGGAAAUCAUGACUUCGUUUCUUGCCACGGAAGGAAUCGUGGUCGUGAUUCAGUGUUUCGUCUCAUUCUUCAUGAUCAUUUACAUUUUCGAGAUCGAGAUUUUGGAGUCCUUCGCGUUAUCCGUGAUGAUCACAAUAAUGAUGGGGCUCGCCGGAGUUAGCAUGGGAUUUUUGCUCGCUUCAUUCUGCGAUGAGGAGAUUGAGGCCGUUAUGCUCUCGAUAGCAACAUUUUUUCCAAACAUGAUUCUCUCCGGAAUACUCUGGCCGAUUGAAGGAAUGCCACUUGCCAUGCAAUAUAUUACAUACUUCCUCCCGAGCAGAUUGGCUUCUGAAUCCAUCCGUUCAAUCGUAACGAGAGGAUGGGAAUUUAGUCAUAUCGGGGUGUGGCCAGGAUUCUUAGCAACGGCAGGAUGGAUCACAUUCUACUGGGUACUGACCUUGUUAAUUCAUAAGUUUAGAUUUUCCCAGAGAUAAAUAAUUACUACGAGGCAGUUAGUGAUAUCCAUUCCAAUUACUCGUAAUAUGAAAUUGGUACAUACAUACAAACAUACAUAUCAAAGUCACAAUUUUUAUUAAAUUUGUUAAUAAAUUUUAAAUCUUGACAA
Folsomia candida is the source of this 1194-nucleotide messenger RNA. Its product is annotated as ABC transporter G family member 20-like. Bases 368 to 1063 code for a protein of 231 amino acids. Gene Ontology annotation, cellular component: ATP-binding cassette (ABC) transporter complex; plasma membrane. The transcript is spliced from 10 exons. Gene Ontology annotation, molecular function: ABC-type transporter activity. The record is from RefSeq and is a predicted model, not a curated record. NCBI's taxonomy places the organism in Eukaryota, Metazoa, Arthropoda, Collembola, Entomobryomorpha, Isotomidae. Gene Ontology annotation, biological process: transmembrane transport.